AAUAUUGAUGUUUUGUAUAGUCGUGUUGUCACAAUUGAUGCUAUUAAGAUUUGGGUUGAUUCAGGUAGGACACCACUGAAGGUGUAGGUGUGAAAUGCAUGGCCAAUGUAUUGCAGUACCAUUCCUGUUGAGAUGUGCUAUUCAGUGAUGUAUUCUCUUAAUAUUAAUUACAGUCCAAAUUCCUGAAUUGCUCAGUAACUCCAUGGAUUUUUAGGCUGUGUUGUAUUGUAGAGCUGUUAAUGUGAUUUGUCUGAAGCUUGUGGUGUGAUGGAGCUUCGAUUCAUCUCUGUAGCGGUGCUUCCUCGCGAGUCGUAAUCGCGUGUGAUGCACAGACGUGCAGGAAGGCACACGUUUUUGGUCACGUGGUCCAAAGGUCUCUUGCGUUGAAGCCGCAGCGGCUGGGGCCGUGUCACGUGAUUGCGCGGCGCUGUGUCAGUGUGGGAACCGAAACAGGUGUUUAUUCCUUUGUAAAUACUCUUGUUUGUAUAUACUGUAAAUGAUGACAUCGGUAGGAGGCAACCGAAACCGGGCUAACUGGGAGCAGACACAGACACAGAGCCAGUCACAGCACAAGCAGAGGCCUCAGGCCACCGCUGAGCAGAUCCGACUUGCACAGAUGAUCUCAGACCACAAUGAUGCUGACUUUGAGGAAAAGGUCAAGCAGCUAGUUGACAUCACUGGGAAGGACCAAGAUGAGUCUAUGAUAGCGCUGCACGACUGUAAUGGAGAUGUGAACAGAGCAAUCAACGUGCUACUGGAGGGCAGCCCCGACACCGAUUCAUGGGAAAUGGUGGGAAAGAAGAAGGGUGUGUCAGGCCAGAAAGAAAACGCACAGACGGACGGCGGAGAAGAAGGGAAGGAGAAUCGCGAGAGAGGAGGCGAGAGGGAUGCAGCACGUCGUAGAGGAGGAGCUCCCAGGAGGGGGCGUGGCACCAGCCGUGGACGAGAGUUUCAUGGUCAGGAGAACGGCGUGGACGCCACCAAGGCUGGCGGAAUAGCGGGCAGAGGGACUGAGCGCGGCCGCCGAGGACGAGGCAGAGGGAGAGGUGGUGCUGGUAGGAGAGGAGGAAGAUUUUCAGCUCAAGGCAUGGGUACGUUUAACCCGGCAGAUUAUGCUGAGCCAGCACAGACUGAGGAGAACUAUGCCAUGGGAAGCACCUGGAGCAACACUGGCAACUUGGAACCAGAAGAUGGCGCCAGACUCGAUUUUUCUGGAGGAGACGGAACAAAUUACCCACGCAAGUUCGACUCCGCUCCCGGAGCAUGGAGAACUCCUACAGAAGAGUGGGGUACGGAGGACUGGACUGAGGAUUUGUCCGAAACGAAGAUCUUCACUGCGUCCAGCGUGGUGUCCAUGCCCGUGCCUCAAGAAAAUGUUACCAUAACAGCUGGACAGAGGAUUGAUUUAGCAGUGCUCCUGGGAAAAACUCCACCCUCCUCCUCUUCUGAGAAGGAGUCUGCUCCACUAGAUGCCGCUCAGCCCCAAUCUCUCUCCCAGUCUCUGGUCUUUAGCAACUCCAAGCAAUCGGUCUCGAUCCCUCAGCCUUCCUCCAGCACCUCAUAUAAUCAGCACAGCAUGGUGAGCAUGCUCAGUAAGGGUUUUGGUGAAGUUGGAGACUCUAAAGGCACCAGUGGAAACUCCACCAGUGGCUCUCAAUUCCUGGAGCAGUUUAAGACCGCACAGGCUCUGGCUCAGCUGGCAGCGCAGCAUUCGCAGGGCGGCCCAUCCAGCACAGGCCCCUCCAGCUGGGAGUCCAGUCCUGCUCCCCUUGCACAGUAUGACAUGAAGACUCAGACAGAUGCAGCAGGGCACAGUCCCUUUACCAAGCGGCAGCCGUACCAGCCCACCUCCUCCUCUGCGUCCUCCAUGAUGGAUGCUUUUCUGCAGGAGAAAGGUCCCACCCCCUCCACUGCUUCUUCUAUGCCCACCCAUUCCACUUCUUUGGCCCAAACAGUCUCUGCUCUGAAACCUUCAGGCUCUGCAGUUAGCCAGCAGCAAAUACCUUCAGGUCCAUCAGAGCCUCAGGCCUCCAGUCCUCUGCCCUUACAGCAGCAUAAACUUAAGCAUCAAAAAAAGAGAACCUCGAUCAGCACCAAGAUCCCUGCAUUAGCAGUGGAGAUGCCAGGUUCAGCAGACAUACCCGGAAUCAACCUGCAGUUUGGAGCGUUACAGUUUGGCUCCGAGCCGGUGCUGCCGGAGUACGACAACACAGCGGUAGCCACCACAACACCAGGCAGUGCGACUCAGAACAGCCUCUACACCAGUGCCAACAGUGAACAAGCUCCUGCUCUGCCCAGUGCCAUUCAGAUGGACCUGUAUGAGCAGAGAGCGAGCCAGACCAGGCGCUACCCGCCCUCCGUUUCCUCGUCUCCACAGAAAGACUUGCAGCCCAAGAAUGGGUUCAGUUCAAUACCGACAACGCAGUCUUUAGAAGCUGCAGCCGGCUCUGCAGUGUCUGUGAAGACAGCAUCUGACUCGAACGUUCCUCCCACUGUGUCCAACAUGGCCUCGCUUUCGGACCCGCCCCAAGGCCCCGCCUCUCUCCUGACAACAUCCAGUCAGACACAGCUUGCCCCUCUGGGACACGAAGACCCCUCCUCUAUUACGAUUGCUCCUCCACAACACAAUGCCCUUUCCACACCACAGAACAGCAUGGCUUCCUCCACAGUGCGCACCUCCAGCACAAGCUUAUUGCAUCCGAACAUGGAUGGAGACUCAAGCCUGCACUCGUCUUCCUUCUCAGUCUCUGCAGUCGCCCCCUCCGCCAUGCCCCCUCCCUUAACAGUUUCUUCCUCCUCAGCCCCUGUCUCUCAUAGUGCUCCUGUUCCUCCCUCAUCUUCCACAGUCAGUGCUGCCUCUGUCCAAGCCAGUCUAAUGCCAGUCAGUAGUCUGACUAUGGGGCUGAACAGUGCCGGUGGAGUUGCCUCUAUGGUCCCCCAAAUGGCUGCUGCUUCAUCAGCAGCGGCCUCGGCUUCAGCUGUGCCAUCAUCAGCUUCAUCUCGCAGCACUGCUGCCUCAGGGAAAGCGCCCCCGAAUCUGCCUCCAGGAGUGCCUCCUCUCCUGCCCAAUCCUUAUAUCAUGGCUCCUGGCCUGCUCCACGCAUACCCGCCCCAGGUGUAUGGCUACGAUGAUCUGCAGAUGCUCCAGACACGAAUACCACUGGAUUACUACAGCAUUCCAUUUGCUACCCCAACAACAGCACUCACAGGAAGAGAUGGCGGUUUAACCAGCAACCCUUAUUCUGCUGGUGAUCUGACUAAGUUUGCUCGUGGGGACACGUCGUCUCCUGCUCCAGCCACCACGCUGGCUCAAGCCCAGCAGAGUCAGACCCAAACUCAUCACACCACGCAGCAGCCCUUCCUGAACCCAGCUUUGCCCCCUGGCUACAGCUACACCAGUCUGCCCUAUUACACUGGCGUUCCCGGUUUGCCCAACACGUUCCAGUAUGGCCCUGCCAUGUUUCCGGUAGCAGCUACUUCCUCCAAACAGCACGGCGUGAACGUUGGCGUCAACGCUUCAGCCACCGCUUUCCAACAGGCCAGUGGAUAUGGAUCUCAUGGAUACAGCACUGGCUAUGAGGAUUUGGGCCAGGCUUCAGCAGGGAGCGGGGAUUUCUGUAAGGGCGGCUAUGGCAAUGCUGUGGCUGCCGCUGCCGCCGCCGCUGCUGCUGCUGCUUCUGCUCAAAACAAACCGGCCAGCUCGGUCACCGCGCCCGGAGUGGGAGUCUCUGUUACGUCCAGCAACACGGGUGUCCCUGACAUUUCAGGGUCUGUUUACACAAAGACACAGUCCUUUGAGAAGCAGGGUUAUCACGCGGCAGCAGCACCGGGAGCCUCGUUCAGCGUGCCCUCAGCGCUGGGAAGCGGCGGCCCCAUCAACCCCCCGGCUGCAGCGCCCUAUGCCCCGGCGCCCUUCAUGCACAUCCUCACUCCUCAUCAGCAGCCUCACUCACAGAUGCUGCACCACCACCUACAGCAGGACGCUCAGACUGGAUCCGGACAACGAAGUCAGAAUGCUUCCAUUCAGCAGAAGUCCCAGAUCAACAAGUCUACUUACAACAGCUACAACUGGGGAGGCAAUUAACUUGCCCUUGAUUCCAAUCUGGUGUACAAAAAAAGGCUGAAUUAGUGGACCCCUUCUCUUCCACACUGAUCGUCUGUGGCACCAUUCUUUCACUUCACCCUGCCCAAUUGCCCUAAAGUUCUCCUCGAUCCCCAUGUUGGUACUCUACUAGAGUGGUAGCUGUGUGUGUGUGUGUGUGUGUGUGUGUGUGUGUGUGUGUGUGUGUGUGUGUGUGUGUGUGUGUGUGUGUGUGUGUGUGUGUGUGUGUGUGUGUGAGGGGUUGACGACUGGCCUGGGAAGCAGUGUUGAAAGGGAACCUCUCAGUCAAGCAUAGAGUGUAAUGAGUUUAAGUAAUAAUCCCCAUGGUCUCUUCUUUCAUUCUGUCUUGUAUGUAACAGAGCUAUUUUCAAAAGGAGUGUUUUUUGUAACUGGUGGAAGAGGAAGAGAAGUUGGGUUUAUGGGUUUGGUGGGGAAACUCCUGCCCCUAAUUAGACACCCUGCUUAAUUUAACUCAAGGAAUACAUGUUAAAAGGUUUAUACACGAGGGCACAAAGAUGUGAAGGAUGAGGGAACGUGAGUUUUCUAGGACCCUUUUUGUCUCUCAUGCUUAAAUGUGUGUCUGUAAUAAGGGUGUAAUUGGACACUGUUUUUGUUUAAACCCCUUCAGUUAUCCCCAAUUUAUUGUACAGGCUUGGCAAAUGAAGAGGAUGCUGUUCAUGUGCAUAUCCAUGUUCUUUAUAUUGGCAUACUUUUUUUUUGUUUGUUUUUUUUAGUCUUUUUCUCCCCCCCCCUUUCCCUUUUAUUCCCCCCCCCAGGAAGGUAGAAAGGGUUGUUUACGCUACCUCUGCAAAUUUCUGAGGUAUCGCUGUCUGUCCUGCUCUUUUUCGAGAGGUUGGCGUAUACUUACAUCACUUUGUACGUGCAAGUGUGUACCAUUUCCUCCUCAAACAUUCUAUGUGGCAAUGUUUCCCUCCCCGUUCCUAUGUUUUAUUGAUUUUUCUGUUGAUUAGAAAAGUAUGAAUGGAUUUGUAUGAUCAGUUCCCUCUUUUUUUUUUUUUUUUCCUUUUCUUUUUUUGUCAGUGACUUUCUUUUUGUACCGUGUUUUAAGGAAAAAAAACAAAAUAAAUAAAUGGAUAAAUUUGUCCUGUA
This is a messenger RNA of Silurus meridionalis, 5212 nucleotides long. RefSeq names its product ubiquitin associated protein 2-like (gene ubap2l). Gene Ontology annotation, molecular function: protein binding. Bases 497 to 4084 code for a protein of 1195 amino acids. Gene Ontology annotation, cellular component: cytoplasm; nucleus. The record is from RefSeq and is a predicted model, not a curated record. The transcript is spliced from 29 exons. NCBI's taxonomy places the organism in Eukaryota, Metazoa, Chordata, Actinopteri, Siluriformes, Siluridae.